Trichoplax adhaerens is the source of this 846-nucleotide messenger RNA. RefSeq lists its product as uncharacterized. NCBI's taxonomy places the organism in Eukaryota, Metazoa, Placozoa, Uniplacotomia, Trichoplacea, Trichoplacidae. Gene Ontology annotation, cellular component: nucleus. The transcript has 6 exons. The coding region runs from base 1 to 774 and encodes 257 amino acids. The record is from RefSeq and is a predicted model, not a curated record.
AUGGCUAAUUUCUACUGUCGAUCUGGUGAUGGUCAAUUGCAUUACCUAGUAAGCGAUAAAAGUUCUCUUACUAGCGACGAAUUGCAGCAAUUAAUAUCCCGGCAACUGAACCUUCCAACGGAGAACUUUUACUGGACAGUGAAUGGUAGAACUUACGGCAACGAUGCAUCGAUUUACUGUGGCUUUGGCUCCAUGUUACGGUCUAUCGGUGCGCAAAUUGAAAAGACGACUAAUCGAGAGGCUUGCCGAGAUUUAUCUGGUCGAAGGAUGCGUGACGUUAAUAACGAAAAAAAAUUAGCAGACUGGGUUAAUGCUGAAGCAGAAAGGAAAAGGGAAAUAGAGGAAAGAAAGAAAGAACGCAUUCAACGUGUCUUAAAUCCAAUUGUAAAACCAUUUGAAGGCGAUCAAUAUGCCGCUCAAGUCCGUGCUUCUGUCGAUAGUGUGGAAGAUGCUCUAAAGCAAGGAUUAAAGAAUGCUCAAUCAAGCACUGAAGUUUCGAAAAAGCGAAAAGCGCUUACUGGAACAUCAGACUCGGUUAAGAAACGUAAAACUUGGUUUGACGAUAGUGAUAGUAGUACCGACGCUGACGAUGAGGAUUCCGAUGAAGACGUUAAAAAUACUGAUACUGUGACUGAAAAUUUAUCUGAAAGAUCCGAUAAUAAGGAAUUGAGUGAAGAUAACAAAGCUAGCGCUUCUGCAGCAGCUACUGAGAUUUCUUCACCAUCUGUCUCUACAUCCACUAGAGACACCACAUCAAAUGAAUCUACAAAAUGAUCUGGGCACACCCAGAAUAUGGCUUAUAUUAAAUAUUAAGCCUACUAGAUCUAUUAUGUGUCUUAUCGUUGC